AGGAGAUUAGAAGGAGGAUACUCAGUGGAAACUGCCUAGAAGCCGGCGUUUAGCCUCCGAAUAGUUGGGAGAGCGCGAGGAAGGAGACAGGAAGAAAGCUAGAGGAAGGUGAGAAGGAGAAGGAUGAAGGAGAGGACGGGAAGGAGUGGAAGGAGAAGAGAGAUGGGAAAGAAAAAGUUGUGGAAGGACAGUGGAAUCACCACGCGACUGAAAGACCGUCAGUGUUAAGAGUGGCUCAGAACGUGUUCGUUGGCCUCAGUUUUUAGUCAGUCAAGUUCCUAGACUCGCGCCGGUAACCAGGUCACCUUAAUAGUGUACUUUACAACUGUCUCCACUAAGUUUCGGACUUAGCCUAGAUGUUGGUGCUUCACUUGUCGUAAGUUUCGGACUUCACCUUGGUGCUUCACUUGACAUAAGUUUCGGACUUAGCCUGGAUGUAGGUGCUUCAUUUGUCGUAAAUUUCGGACUUGGAAAUUGGUGUUUCAUUCGAGAUUGGUGUGAAAAUUAACCAGGACUUGGUACUUCACUUGAUAACGCGCAACAAAUUCCCAGGACUUUGUGCUUCAUUUAGAGCUUAGUACAUCACAAGGUCCUGAAGACUUAAUCUACAAAUUUGUGCUUCGUUUACAACACUUCAACUAACGGACUUGAUAUUCUACUACAAAUUUCUCAGGACUUGGUGCUUCACUAAGAGCUUAAUACACACAAUGUUCUCAAUAUUCAGCGUAAAAAUUUGUGCUUCAUUCACAACUUGAACAAGCGGAUUUGAUAAUCUACAACACAUUUAUCAGAAAAUCACUUGAAGCUUAGUACUUCACGAGAUUCUCAAGACUUAAUCUACAAAUUUGUACUCCAUUUACAACACUUUAACUAGCGGACUUGAUAAUCUACAACAAAUUCCUCAAGAUUUGGUGCUUCACUUGGAGCUUAGUACAUCAAGAAGACUUACCCUAGAAAUCGGUGCUUUAUUUACAGCUUCGUCCACCACGGAACAACCAGGACUUAGCUGAGAAAUCGGUGCUUAACCACGACUUUCAUAACCAAAUUUAUUACUUCCAUUCAAAAGUAGUGCACUUACUAUCACAGUCUUGAACAGGAAAUCUCGGUGAUUCAUUUACGAGGUUUACAAAGUGAGAGGUGAAGCGAAUUGAAGUAAGUCGGAGUGAGUGACUAUAGUGAUCUUUGACUAUAGUGAUUCAGAACUUGACAGUUACAGUCUCAAACCUUGUAGACAUCUUAAAGGUUGAGAAGAAUAUUGCAAUUUUAUCUAACAUCCCUACAAAAACUGAGUGCUUCGACAAGAUUUCUGGAUACUCGUGAACGAUACUCGAAGAUGUGUAGAUCGCUCUCGUUGAUCUGAGGAUCAGAUUUGAAGGUUUUUACUGUAUUCAACAUCAGAACUUGGGACGCCAAUCUUGUUUUAGAUAUUAGUGUUUAUAGAACAACAAUUCUAUAAUAAAUUCAAUCUAUAUAAUUGGAUUGGAGGACGUCAAUUAUUAUUUUUUGGAUAUUGGUGUAUAUAGAAGGAUACUUGAUCUUAUUAAGAAUUGAACAAUUCUUCAGGAACUCCAUUUUUGUUAUUUCUAAUACUGUGAGAGCCUCCAAGAAGCUCAUUCAUGGUGGAAUCUGGAACAGUAUCGGUUGGUGACUGAUAAGAGCUUGUCGAGAAGGAGCUAUAACUACAAGGAACUAUAUAGUUAUAAUCAUGACUUGAUUGACAAUUCUUGAAACCUACUCACCAAUUUUACAACCCUGAAUCAUUGAUAGUAACUGACGUGAAUUCUACACUAAAAACCACGUUUUGAAUAAUUGGAAAAUAGACUAAACAAAAAUUAUUUUGAAGACAAUUAUUUAGACUUUUCUAAUUAUUUGAGAUAAAUUCUUAUGGAUCCGAGGAUAAUUAAAGCCCCCAUUCCUCACACCAUGCUAAACAAGGAAAACUGUGGAUUACUCAUCAACAUAAUCGAAAAUUUCCAAAUAAAAUUGUAUGAGUGACAUCCGAACCAUUCUGGUUGACAAUAUGUGUACAGAUAAGUGUUACAGUGUGGGAGUGCAAUAAUUAUAAACAAUUUUGAAGCUGACAAGGAUUGAUACCACGAUGAUACUGCGUUAUUUAGGCCUAUUCUGCUGCUUGUGUUUUUCUACAAAACAAGAGUUGGAGAGGCACUUUUCGUACCGGAAGAGGUACCAUCUCUAGUCUCGUUCAUUUAUAAUAACAUACCACCUAUAGCCAAAGGUCACGACUCCAGGAUAGGCUUGGGCUUCCGGGUAGGACCCAACGCCGAUUUCCAAAUGGUCUUCGAGCUGGGACCACAAAAGGAGACCCAACCGCUAGUCAAGGUCACCGGAUUCACGGACGACUCGGAGGAGACUCGCAAGCGACACAUCCCCAAAUCCCUGCAGUACUACGCUCCGGCUCCACACGCUGCUCAAGUCUCGGACGACGAGCCGAUGCAAGUACAACACUCGGGCACACCGAAGGGGUGGCUGUCCGCUUGGAAGAACGCCUUCAGCGGGGGCGGGAAGAGUGUUUUCAGUGGGGGCGGGAACUUCUUCAACGGGGGCGGGAAGAGUGUGUUGAGUGGAGGGAAAAGUUCCUUCAACGGGGGCGGAACCGCCUUCGGGAAGAAUGGAGGCGGAAAGAGUCUCAACUCCCUCAGGAGAUCUGAGAAGAAAUGGGAGUUGGAAACCAACGAACUAAGGUACCCAGGUUAUCUACCUGGUGGUUAUUUCUCUAAGAGCUACCAUAGACAUCAACCUCUAGCAGAAUCCUUGCAGAGGUUCAAUGGAUACCCGGGUAAAAUGAACCAUGCCACUGUCAACCAUUUGCGGCAGCUCUAUAAGGAACAACCCAUGAAGUAGUAUUGUGGUCACAGAUGAUGAAGGGAAAUUUUUUGAAAUAAUUACAGAGGAAAAAGGGAAAUUAUGUGAGGCUAGUGGUGGUCACAGAGGGAAAAGGGAAAUUGUGUAAGACUAGUGGUAGUCUUACAGAGACGAUAGAAAACUGGGGAUAGAAAGAGCAUGAUUAGUUUGAGGGAGGUCAGUCAUAUGUUAUAAUGGUUGCCUAAACAGAGGGAAAAGGGAAAUUGUAUGAGACUAGUAAUGGUCACAGAGGAAAAAGGGAAAUUAUAUGAGGCUAGUGGUGGUCACAGAGGGGAAAAUGGAAAUUGUGUGAGGCUAGUGGUGGUCACAGAGGAAAAGGGAAAUUUUAUGAGACUAGUGGUGGUCACAGAGGGAAAAGGGAAAUUGUAUGAGACUAGUGGUGGUCACAGAGGGAAAAGGGAAAUUGUAUGAGACUGACUUGUGGUGGUCACAGAGGAAGAAGGGAAAUUGUAUGAGACUGACUAGUGGUGGUCACAGAGGAAGAAGGGAAAUUAUUUGAGGCUAGUGGUGGUCACAGACGAAAAGGGAAAUUUUGUGGAACUAGUGGUGAUUACAGACAAAAAAGGGAAACUUCAUGAAGGGAAAGGAAGACAAAAAUGGAAGAGGUGAGGUGAAACUCCAAAAAAGAGGAAAGGUGAACAAAUACAUAAGUAUUUAAGAUCAACUUUCAAAAAGGGAAAUGGGUGAAAAGAAGCUUUAAAAAGUGAAAAGGGAGAGAUAAAAAGGGAAGUACAGUAGCUGUAAGCGAUAGACUUCAUUCUAAGAAAGUUAAAAGGGGUAUCUUUGGAAGCAGAAGUGAGGAUGUAAGGAUAGGUACUUUUUAAGGUAUUUUUGUAAGGAGAUAUUCUUUUGAGAAAGGGACAUUUGUAAGGGAAGAUAUCCUUCAAGAAUGUGUGAUGGGGAAACUUAUGUUGAGACAUUUUUGUGAGUAGAUAUCCUUUUCAAGAGAGUGUGAGGAGGUAUUUUUGUUAUGAGGAGGUAUUUUUGAGAGAGAGUGUGAAGAUGAAUCAUUGUGAGGUUCUCAAUAAUUGAACCAGCAGAGAUUCAUGCUUCUAUUAAAUGUUGCCUUCAAAGUCAGAAUUUGAUCUAGAAUUUAAUGUAGUUUACAUUGAUCUUGUGAGUUACAAGAGAUCAGAGAUCAAACUAUAAUAGACCUUUGUACAAUCGUUCAGA
Molecule: messenger RNA, 4056 nt
Organism: Nilaparvata lugens (brown planthopper)
Lineage: Eukaryota; Metazoa; Arthropoda; Insecta; Hemiptera; Delphacidae
Exons: 3
Coding region: 2293-2862 (189 amino acids)
Source: RefSeq, a predicted model, not a curated record